Thlaspi arvense is the source of this 808-nucleotide messenger RNA. Lineage: Eukaryota; Viridiplantae; Streptophyta; Magnoliopsida; Brassicales; Brassicaceae. The record is from the annotation of a GenBank genome assembly.
AAAUAAUCUGCUUUCGACGACGUUCUGUGAGGAGAGAAGAAGAAAAAACAUGGGAGACGAUAUCGACAGCAGAAAAAGUAAACUGGAGAGAGUAGAUUUCCUCAGUGAUCAUGUUACGGCUUUCAAAGAAGCAAUUUACACUGACUUUAUCCUAAAGCCUGGUGAUAAUGGACCAGGAAUCCCCACGCACAAAGCUGUUCUGGCAGUGAAAUCAAAAGUGUUUAGAAACAUGUUGGACUCUGAUGAAUGCAAAGGUUCACCGGAGAAAUCAAUGACAAUCCCUGAUCUGAGCUAUACGAAGAGCUCCGGCGUCUCCUUGAGUUCCUCUACAGCGGAACCUUGAGUCGUGACAAAAAACACAUUCUUGCCCUAUAUCUCGCUGCUGACAAGUAUGACAUUCAAUACCUCCAAGAUGCUUGCAGACAAGAAUUAAUCUCGUCUCUGCGCCCUGACAACUUUCUCGGCAUCCUCCAACUUUCAACUAACCAUUCCGACGCAAUCCUCAAGGAAGGUGCGAUAUCUUUUGCCACAAACUACUUACCCGUUAUUUUUUCCACUAGUUUUGAAUCUUUUGCACGUAAUAACCCUAGUCUAAGCUUGGAGGUCACACGAGCCUGUAUUCGAAAGUUGUAUUUGAGCUACCACAGUUCACGGCAAAAAUAAAGCCAAUUUUAGGUUGGUCCAUCGGUUUACUUCAACUCGUCUGAUUAGCACAAGAAGAUUAAUAUACGUGCCGUUUUUACCUUAUAUUUUCUCAAGUUGUGACAUUUUCAAAAACCUAAUUAUUAUAUUUUGAAUCAUAUUUGAU